UAGCGUGGCAUUGCAGCCUCCCUGCCCCCAGUGGCAAAGGCUCAGGUCCACUAUGGGCCCAGACUCUGGGGCAGAGAAGCUGCCGUCUCCUUACUGAAGCUUUAAGCUUGGUGGAGAGUGGGCUGGGGAGACCUCAGUCCCUGCCUGGUCUAGGGGGAGGGGUGGCUUCCGACUUCUGGUCUUUAUGGCAGGGAGGGAGAGCUUUGGAAGGGUUCACAGCUCCGCCCUCAAUGUUCCUUUUUGCCUGUGAGCUUCGCCUGUGAGACCCAACCCUCUGCUUCCCAGCUGCAAGGAGGAGUUUCCCAGCCUGUGGGCCCACAGGGACGGCUGUCCUCACUUCCUCCCUUUGGCCCCCUCUGCCUGCUGAGCCCAGGGCCCAGCCCUGCCCCCUACCCAGCCUCACCCCACAGCCAGGCCUGAGCUCAGGAGUGGGAAAUGGGGCUGAGACCAGCCAGUGAAGGGCGGCCUUGGCAUUUGGGGCCAAGCCUGCGACUGCUGGGGUGGGUAGGGGUGUUGAGUGGAGUUCAGGAAAGAAACUUAUAGGUGGAGAGAGGAAUACACUGGUCGCGUCCAUGAUUUCAGAGAUCAGGAGUUCUUAUUGUUAUUGUUAUUUACUGAGCAUUUACCAUCUGUCUACCGACUCUAAAUUCUUAUAUAAUCUCACUUAAUGCUCACUGCAAGUCUAUAAAGUAGAUGUGGUGAUCCCCAGUUUACAGAUAGGGAAAUUGAGGCACAGAGAAGUUAGUGGUCUAAGGCCACAUGGAAUUGGCUGAGCAGGGAUCUAAACCCAGCUCAGUCUGCUUCUUCUGUAAACUUGUGAGAGAGAGGAAAAAUCCAUCUGGAAACCCAGGGUGAUGAAGUAACCCUAAAAGGGCAGGGAGACUGUCCAGGAGCCCGAGAGGGGUGGACUUGGGUUUAUUUUCUUUUCAGGGUCUCCUCCUGGAUCUUAAGCGGAGACAAGGCCUGCACCCUCGUUGGGCUUCCUGCGAGCUGGAGCUGCUCUCUGGGGUCAGGACUGGCCGGGCCCGGGGCGGGUGGAGGUGUCCAUGGGAAAGGCGCGCGCGGUGGGGGGUUUGAGCCCUCCCUGAACAAAGCCUGGGUGGGAGCGGCCUGUGUGUCCCCACCCCGCCUUCCCCAGCGCCUGCUGAGCCGCGACGACAGACGGCGAGCGAGGCGGAGCUAGCAUGGCCGGGGUCGGGGCCGCUGCGCUGUCCCUUCUCCUGCACCUCGGGGGCCUGGCGCUGGCCGCGGGCGCGGAAGGUGGGGCUGUCCCCAGGGAGCCCCCUGGGCAGCAGACACCUGCCCAUUCCUCAGUCCUUGCUGGGAACUCCCAGGAGCAGUGGCACCCCCUGCGAGAGUGGCUGGGGCAACUGGAGGCUGCAGUGAUGGAGCUCAGAGAACAGAAUAAGGACCUGCAGACGAGGGUGAGGCAGCUGGAGUCCUGUGAGUGCCACCCUGCAUCUCCCCAGUGCUGGGGGCUGGGGCGUGCCUGGCCCGAGGGGGCACACUGGGAGCCUGACGCCUGCACAGCCUGCAUCUGCCAGGAUGGGGCCGCUCGCUGUGGCCCCCAAGCACACCUGCCCCAUUGCAGGGGCUGCAGCCAAAAUGGCCAGACCUACGGCAACGGGGAGACCUUCUCCCCAGAUGCCUGCACCACCUGCCGCUGUCUGGAAGGUACCAUCACUUGCAACCAGAAGCCAUGCCCAAGAGGACCCUGCCCUGAGCCAGGAGCAUGCUGCCCGCACUGUGAGCCAGGCUGUGAUUAUGAGGGGCAGCUUUAUGAGGAGGGGGGCACCUUCCUGUCCAGCUCCAACCCUUGUCUGCAGUGCACCUGCCUGAGGAGCCGAGUUCACUGCAUGCCCCUGAAGUGCCCGCCCAGCCCCUGCCCAGAGCCAGUGCUGAGGCCUGGGCACUGCUGCCCAACCUGCCAAGGCUGCACAGAAGGUGGCUCUCACUGGGAACAUGGCCAAGAGUGGACAACACCUGGGGACCCCUGCCGAAUCUGCCGGUGCCUGGAGGGUCACAUCCAGUGCCGCCAGCGAGAAUGUGCCAGCCUGUGUCCAUACCCAGCCCGGCCCCUCCCAGGCACCUGCUGCCCUGUGUGCGAUGGCUGUUUCCUAAACGGGCGGGAGCACCGCAGCGGGGAGCCUGUGGGCUCAGGGGACCCCUGCUCGCACUGCCGCUGUGCUAAUGGGAGUGUCCAGUGUGAGCCUCUGCCCUGCCCGCCAGUGCCCUGCAGACACCCAGGCAGGAUCCCUGGGCAGUGCUGCCCUGUCUGCGAUGGCUGUGAGUACCAGGGACACCAGUAUCAGAGCCAGGAGACCUUCAGACUCCAAGAGCGGGGCCUGUGUGUCCGCUGCUCCUGCCAGGCUGGCGAGGUCUCCUGUGAGGAGCAGGAGUGCCCAGUCACCCCCUGUGCCCUGCCUGCCUCUGGCCUCCAGCUCUGCCCAGCCUGUGAGCUGGAUGGAGAGGAGUUUGCUGAGGGAGUCCAGUGGGAGCCUGAUGGUCGGCCCUGCACCGCCUGCAUCUGUCAAGAUGGGGUACCCGAGUGCGGGGCUGUGCUCUGCCCCCCAGCCCCCUGCCAGCACCCCACCCAGCCCCCUGGUGCCUGCUGCCCCAGCUGUGACAGCUGCACUUACCACAGCCAAGUGUAUGCCAAUGGGCAGAACUUCACGGAUGCAGACAGCCCUUGCCAUGCCUGCCACUGUCAGGAUGGAACUGUGACAUGCUCCUUGGUUGACUGCCCUCCCACGACCUGUGCCAGGCCCCAGAGUGGACCAGGCCAGUGUUGCCCCAGGUGCCCAGACUGCAUCCUGGAUGAAGAGGUGUUUGUGGACGGCGAGAGCUUCUCCCACCCCCGAGACCCCUGCCAGGAGUGCCGAUGCCAGGAAGGUCAUGCCCACUGCCAGCCUCGCGCCUGCCCCAGGGCCCCCUGUGCCCAUCCGCUGCCUGGGACCUGCUGCCCGAACGACUGCAGCGGCUGUGCCUUUGGCGGGAAAGAGUACCCCAGCGGAGCGGACUUCCCCCACCCCUCUGACCCCUGCCGUCUGUGUCGCUGUCUGAGCGGCAACGUGCAGUGCCUGGCCCGCCGCUGCGCGCCGCUGCCCUGUCCAGAGCCUGUCCUGCUGCCGGGAGAGUGCUGCCCGCAGUGCCCAGCCGCCCCAGCCUCCGCCGGCUGCCCACGGCCCGGCGCGGCCCCCGCCCGCCACCAGGAGUACUUCUCCCCGCCCGGCGAUCCCUGCCGCCGCUGCCUCUGCCUCGACGGCUCCGUGUCCUGCCAGCGGCUGCCCUGCCCGCCCGCGCCCUGCGCGCACCCGCGCCAGGGGCCUUGCUGCCCCUCCUGCGACGGCUGCCUGUACCAGGGGAAGGAGUUUGCCAGUGGGGAGCGCUUCCCAUCGCCCACUGCUGCCUGCCACCUCUGCCUUUGCUGGGAGGGCAGCGUGAGCUGCGAGCCCAGGGCAUGUGCCCCUGCACUGUGCCCCUUCCCUGCCAGGGGCGACUGCUGCCCUGACUGUGAUGGCUGUGAGUACCUGGGGGAGUCCUACCUGAGUAACCAGGAGUUCCCAGACCCCCGAGAACCCUGCAACCUGUGUACCUGCCUUGGAGGCUUCGUGACCUGCGGCCGCCAGCCCUGUGAGCCUCCGGGCUGCAGCCACCCACUCAUCCCCUCUGGGCACUGCUGCCCGACCUGCCAGGGAUGCCGCUACCAUGGCGUCACUGCUGCCUCCGGAGAGACCCUUCCUGACCCACUUGACCCUACCUGCUCCCUCUGCACCUGCCAGGAAGGUUCCAUGCGCUGCCAGAAGAAGCCAUGUCCCCCAGCUCUCUGCCCCCACCCCUCUCCAGGCCCCUGCUUCUGCCCUGUUUGCCACAGCUGUGUCUCUCAGGGCCGGGAGCACCAGGACGGGGAGGAGUUUGAGGGACCAGCAGGCAGCUGUGAGUGGUGUCUCUGUCAGGCUGGCCAGGUCAGCUGUGUGCGGCUGCAGUGCCCACCCCUUCCCUGCAAGCUCCAGGUCACCGAGCGGGGGAGCUGCUGCCCUCGCUGCAGAGGCUGCCUGGCUCAUGGGGAAGAGCACCCUGAAGGCAGUAGAUGGGUGCCCCCCGACAGUGCCUGCUCCUCCUGUGUGUGUCACGAGGGCGUCGUCACCUGUGCACGCAUCCAGUGCAUCAGCUCUUGCGCCCAGCCCCGCCAGGGGCCCCAUGACUGCUGUCCUCAAUGCUCUGACUGUGAGCAUGAGGGCCGGAAGUAUGAGCCCGGGGAGAGCUUCCAGCCUGGGGCAGACCCCUGUGAAGUGUGCAUCUGCCAGCCACAGCCUGAGGGGCCUCCCAGCCUUCGCUGUCACCGGCGGCAGUGUCCCAGCCUGGUGGGCUGCCCCCCCAGCCAGCUCCUGCCCCCUGGGCCCCAGCACUGCUGUCCCACCUGUGCUGAGGCCUUGAGUAACUGUUCAGAGGGCCUGCUGGGAUCUGAGCUAGCCCCACCAGACCCCUGCUACACGUGCCAGUGCCAGGACCUGACAUGGCUCUGCAUCCACCAGGCUUGUCCUGAGCUCAGCUGUCCCCUCUCAGAGCGCCACACUCCCCCUGGGAGCUGCUGUCCUGUAUGCCGGGAAUGUGUGGUGGAGGCCGAGGGCCGGAGAGUGGCAGAUGGAGAGAGCUGGCGGGACCCCAGCAAUGCGUGCAUCGCCUGCACCUGCCAUUGGGGCCAUGUGGAGUGCCACCUCGAGGAGUGCCAGGCCCUCUCCUGCCCCCAUGGCUGGGCGAAGGUGCCCCAGGCUGACAGCUGCUGUGAGCGAUGCCAAGCUCCCACCCAGUCCUGCGUGCACCAGGGCCGUGAGGUGGCCUCUGGAGAGCGCUGGACUGUGGACACCUGCACCAGCUGCUCCUGCAUGGCGGGCACCGUGCGUUGCCAGAGCCAGCGCUGCUCACCGCUCUCGUGUGGCCCCGACAAGGCCCCUGCCCUGAGUCCUGGCAGCUGCUGCCCCCGCUGCCUGCCUCGGCCCGCUUCCUGCAUGGCCUUCGGAGACCCCCAUUACCGCACCUUCGACGGCCGCCUGCUGCACUUCCAGGGCAGUUGCAGCUAUGUGCUGGCCAAGGACUGCCACAGCGGGGACUUCAGUGUGCACGUGACCAAUGAUGACCGGGGCCGGAGCGGUGUGGCCUGGACCCAGGAGGUGGCGGUGCUGCUGGGAGACGUGGCCGUGCGGCUGCUGCAGGACGGGGCAGUCACGGUGGAUGGGCACCCGGUGGCCUUGCCCUUCCUGCAGGAGCCGCUGCUGUAUGUGGAGCUGCGAGGACACACUGUGAUCCUGCACGCCCAGCCCGGGCUCCAGGUGCUGUGGGAUGGGCAGUCCCAGGUGGAGGUGAGCGUACCUGGCUCCUACCAGGGCCGGACUUGUGGGCUCUGUGGGAACUUCAAUGGCUUUGCCCAGGACGAUCUGCAGGGCCCUGAGGGGCUGCUCCUGCCCUCGGAGGCUGCGUUUGGGAAUAGCUGGCAGGUCUCAGAGGGGCUGUGGCCUGGCCGGCCCUGUUCUGCAGGCCGAGAGGUGGAUCCGUGCCGGGCAGCAGGUUACCGUGCCAGGCGUGAGGCCAAUGCCCGGUGUGGGGUGCUGAAGUCCUCCCCAUUCAGUCGCUGCCAUGUUGUGGUGCCACCGGAGCCCUUCUUUGCCGCCUGUGUGUAUGACCUGUGUGCCUGUGGCCCUGGCUCCUCCGCUGAUGCCUGCCUCUGUGAUGCCCUGGAAGCCUACGCCAGUCACUGUCGCCAGGCAGGAGUGACACCUACCUGGCGAGGCCCCACGCUGUGUGUGGUAGGCUGCCCCCUGGAGCGUGGCUUCGUGUUUGAUGAGUGCGGCCCACCCUGUCCCCGCACCUGCUUCAAUCAGCAUAUCCCCCUGGGGGAGCUGGCAGCCCACUGCGUGAGGCCCUGUGUGCCUGGCUGCCAGUGCCCUGCAGGCCUGGUGGAGCACGAGGCCCACUGCAUCCCACCCGAGGCCUGCCCCCAAGUCCUGCUCACUGGAGACCAGCCACUUGGUGCUCGGCCCAGCCCCAGCCGGGAGCCCCAGGAGACACCCUGAGCCAGGACAGUGCAUGAUCAGGGUUCAUCAGGCCAGGAGUCUCCCCUUGGCGAGCAGUUCCCACCCUGGUUAGGGCUAUGGAGAGAAUGCCCUGCCUGGACACUGGAGCCUGGGCCCCUGCCCUGCAAAGACCCUCGCCAUGUUGAGUCACAAGCAGUAAACUCUAGGCCUGCCCGAAGGCUUCCUUGUGUGUGUGUGUAUUUCCUCCUGGUGCUGGGACAGAGGCUGGGCUGCCAGGAACAUGGGGUCCAGUGAUCAGUGGCCGCAGAAUCACAGCACCAUGCUUACUCCUUGCACCUGCAUGCCUGGGCUGCCCCACCCAGCCACUCCCUGGUGCUGUCUGGGAAACCCUGCAGUGGGUAGAAGGAGGACCCUGGUGCCCUGGUCUUAGCCCUGUGCUCAUUCUGUGUAGCAGGCAUGACACGUGGCCCCAUGUGGUACCUUCUGUGGAUCCAUGUGGGAUCCUGCAGGGGCUGAGGAACCAUGGAGAAGGGGCUGCAUCAGAGAAUGGCCUCCCCCUUCCUUGUGGCUUGGGGAUACUGAGUGUGCAGGCACCUUCUGGGCCACUCUGAGAGCUAGUGACACAGGGACCCUAUGCCUGGGGUGAGAAACAGAAGCAAUAGACCGCAAUGCAGUGUGGACAUGUACCUGCGUGUGCACACAGAAACACACACACAAACACACAUCCCUCAGAAACCCAGAUAAGCACGUGCAAUGCAUACCUGCCUGCCUUCACAGCCACACCCACCCUGGGCAGACAUAUGGGCAGUAGACACUGGCAGCGUGUAAAGACGUCACUGUAGGGAGGGAACAUGGGUUUUGAGAUAGAAAAAGUCCAGAAUUCAAGUUUUCUUUGCUGCCUACCAGCUCUGUGACCUUGGUGUUUUAGGGACCUUGGUCAUGAGGUCAGGGGACUCCAUCCUCAUUGCUCCCUGCUAUUCCAACAGGGAGUGAAGGGCUUUGUGCUCAGGCAAGGACGCAAAAGAGCGCCAGGUUGAAUUGGAGGCCACUCAGCCUGAUUGCUCUUUCAUUGACGCUGUUUUCUCUUCUGGCCAAGAGGAGGGUCUGCUCCGUUCUCUCACGGAAUGGGGACAAAGUAGCCAGCAGGCAAAUCUGCUCACGACAGGGCAGGAUGUAAAGAUGGCAGAGCUCCUGCACUCAGCCCCUCUCCUGAUUAGAUAACUUAAAUGACCUGUCUAUUCAUCUGCGAGAUGAGGAUGAUAGUAACAAGCAUCUGGUAUGUGUUGGGGAAUGAACAGUGACGCAUGGACAGCACUUACCAGGUGGACAGCAUGGAUAAGCACGUGGGCAGUGCUCGCUGGGGCAGGGCCUCUUACCACUCGCCUCUUGCUGAUGGACGGCCUGGGCUCCCGGGACCAUGUCUUCCCAGAGGGUAUCACAUCCAUCCAUCUCCAGAUGAAAAAAAUGCUGCCACAUGUUAAGACAAGCUAUU
This is a messenger RNA of Pan troglodytes (chimpanzee), 7524 nucleotides long. RefSeq names its product kielin cysteine rich BMP regulator (gene KCP). Gene Ontology annotation, cellular component: extracellular region. The record is from RefSeq and is a predicted model, not a curated record. Lineage: Eukaryota; Metazoa; Chordata; Mammalia; Primates; Hominidae. Gene Ontology annotation, molecular function: protein binding. Gene Ontology annotation, biological process: positive regulation of BMP signaling pathway. The transcript is spliced from 40 exons. Bases 1185 to 6071 code for a protein of 1628 amino acids.